This is a messenger RNA of Pseudo-nitzschia multistriata, 1125 nucleotides long. NCBI's taxonomy places the organism in Eukaryota, Bacillariophyta, Bacillariophyceae, Bacillariales, Bacillariaceae. The record is from the annotation of a GenBank genome assembly.
CAAAUUAUUGUUACAACGCUGGGAUCCCUUUGAGAACGUCCUCUUUGAGAGUCGGGCUUACAGAUUCCUUUCCAAAAUAAACAUCACACAUUGCUUCCGUAAAAGGCUGRGAACGAAUGGUUCCCACUCCGAGACCGGUUUUGAGGAGGAGUGUGUCGCCUCGGAUAGUGAGCUCGAUUUCGUCUCCUUCGAUCAAGUCGAUUUUUGGAAAAAGUUCCUUGAACUCGUCCAAUGUCUCCAGGUUCUUCCCGUUAAGGCGUGGUUCGAUUGCCUCGUUCAAGGCAGCAAUGAAUUUGUCCACUACCGCACAKUAUUCAACAAAAACAAUAGUCAUGAAAACAUCAACCAAAGGGGCCGGCGGGCGGACGGACAGGCKUCUGUCAGUUUGAAAGGAUCGGAAAAUAAAACAUGGAGGUCGACAGACGAAAAGAACAAAAACUCACCGGACAAGCCGCGAUUCAUGACGAUGCGGAUGGUUCGAGGAUAGGUUGGAUCUACCAGAGCCCCUUCUAUGUCUGCUUGCGUGCCYUUCUUUACGGCCGCCAUGGCAAUAGGAUCAAAAUAGGCUCCCACGGCGUAAACCUUCACAAAGACGUAUUUGAUUCGAACGCCAACACCACCCAGAGACAUGCCAUUACAGAGAGCAGGAAACGAAAUCUUCGUCGCUGGCUCGUGGGUGAUUUUUCCCACCGAAAAGACAUCUCCGGACGUUGGAAUUCCAUUGGAUCUCCUCCGCACGGCUUCGCAUUCGCAGUGGUCGCAAGAMAGGGCACCAAGGGACAAGACGCCGGUGCUGGUUCGAUUGUUGUAAUCAAUUGUUACCGCAACGACCMCCAUCACACCCACCAGAGCGGUUCGUCGCCAGGCCGAUUGGUGGCUCGACGUAGCGGUGGCAGCCGAGAGAGCUCGCCUCGCCACGAGGCGGUUGGGGGGCAAACACACCCGUUGCUGCACAUGGUGCUGGGCCGUCGCUGCCCAGCGAGAGGAGGAGAUGAUGAGUGAUCGACAGCUGGAAGCAAAAUAGUGUGGCAUCCUUUUUCUUUCCUGUCGUUUAGAUAUUUGCACCGYAGUUUCAAUGGGCACGCCGAGAGUAGCAAAACACAAGUGACUYGAUCACUAUCAAUA